This is a messenger RNA of Zootermopsis nevadensis, 5874 nucleotides long. NCBI's taxonomy places the organism in Eukaryota, Metazoa, Arthropoda, Insecta, Blattodea, Termopsidae. The record is from RefSeq and is a predicted model, not a curated record.
CGACGUACUUUUAAAAUGACCAGAAAGUUGUUCUUUUCUAAUUUAACGUACAGUUCUUUUGAGUGUAUGGAAUUUCUGUUAAAGACAGAGGUCGUGAUGUCAAGUCGUCUGUAAGUGUUGCAGCUCUGAACCCCUGAUUCUUUGAGCUUAGGAUGGCAUGGCGUGUGACGCAAAGCCUUCGGUUUUCACGUACUCCAUGCGAGUGGAAUGGCUGGGUCUCGAUGGCCGAACUCGAGUUAACAAUUCCAUGCGCGUGGAAUGGAGAGGCGUCGGCUUCAACGACCACCGAGCCCUGUGCGAAGUUGAAGAAACCUCCUCCAUAGCAACGGAGGCCAGGGCAGGGACUUCCGCCCUUCUGAGCGAUUCGCUUGCCCACACUGCAAGGUGUCUCCUGCAUCUGUUGGUGUUGGUUGCGCUGAUAUUUGUGUUGGGCCGGGGUCCCGGUUUCCGUGUGUUCAGAGUCCCCUUCGGUCCACACAGCUGGGAACUGGAUCCUCUGAUCUGCGACUGGAGGGUCGUCGAGCCUCCAUCCACGCCAGACGUCCGUCCACGGCGAUGUAUUUCUGCUGGAGCAAUUCUUCAGGCAUCAGAACCUCGUAACUCAUUUUCAAACGAUCCAGCCGAAGGAGAGGAAGAGGAAAUCUUGGGAUCGGAUGACGAUGAGCAGGAAGACCCUCGAGAUUAUUGCCGAGGGGGAUAUCAUCCUGUCAGAAUUGGUGAUUUGUUCCACAAUCGAUAUCAUGUGGUCCGAAAGCUUGGCUGGGGGCAUUUUUCCACAGUCUGGCUAUGCUGGGAUCUGGUGGCCAAGCGUUUUGUAGCCCUCAAAGUGGUGAAGAGUGCUGCUCAUUACACUGAGACAGCCCUAGAUGAAAUCAAAUUGCUCAAAUGUGUACGUGAAAGUGAUGUGGAUGACCAGAAGCGAGAUAAAACUGUUCAGUUGUUAGAUGAUUUCAAGAUCAGUGGAGUAAAUGGAACCCAUGUGUGUAUGGUAUUUGAGGUUCUGGGUCACAACCUCCUUAAAUUGAUCAUACGCAGCAACUACCAGGGUAUUCCAUUGAAAAAUGUGAAAGUCAUCAUAAAACAGGUAUUGGAGGGAUUGGAUUAUCUCCACAAGAAGUGCAACAUUAUUCAUACUGAUAUAAAGCCAGAAAACAUUCUUCUAUGUGUGGAGGAAAGUUAUGUACGGAAACUGGCAUCUGAAGCCACCCACUGGCACAAAAUGGGAUUAAAACUACCUGGAUCUCUAAUAAGCACAGCUCCAAAGGAAUACCAAGCUCCAGACCUUAAUUCUAAAAUGUCCAAAAAUAAGAAGAAGAAGUUAAAGAAGAAAGCAAAACGUCAGGCUGAGCUGCUUGAAAAGCAAAUCCAACAACUUGAACUGAAGGAACUACCAAACACCUCUACAACUCAAAAGCAAGCUAGUGACCAGGACCCUCAGGUUGUUGGUGUUGGAGAGGCUGAUGCUAGGGAAGAUGCAGACUGUGACAUUGAGAGUGAUGGACCAAGUGCUGGAGAAAGUGAAGGAGGAAAGAUACGAGUACCUACUUUUGUAACUCCACCCCAGACUGGAGGAAGUGAAGAAGCAGUGACACCAGUACCCACUUUUGUAACUCCACCCCAGACUGGAGGAAGUGAAGAAGCAGUGAUACGACUACCCACUUUUGUAACUCCACCCCAGACUGGAGGAAGUGAAGAAGCAGUGAUACGAGUACCUACUUUUGUACUCCUAACUCCACCCCAGACUGGAGGAAGUGAAGAAGCAGUGAUACGACUACCCACUUUUAUAACUCCACCCCAGACUGGAGGAAGUGAAGAAGCAGUGAUACGACUACCCACUUUUAUAACUCCACCCCAGACUGGAGGAAGUGAAGAAGCAGUGAUACGAGUACCUACUUUUGUAACUCCACCCCAGACUGGAGGAAGUGAAGAAGCAGUGAUACGAGUACCUACUUUUGUAACUCCACCCCAGACUGGAGGAAGUGAAGAAGCAGUGAUACGAGUACCUACUUUUGUAACUCCACCCCAGACUGGAGGAAGUGAAGAAGCAGUGAUACGAGUACCUACUUUUGUAACUCCACCUGAGACUGGAGGAAGUGAAGAAGCAAUGAAACCAGUACCCACACUUAUAACUCCACUCCCAACACUUUCCCAUCGUCACAGUCCUAAAGUGGAACCAACUACUGGUAAUCCCAGCCUUGAACAGACAACCACCUCCAAGACAGGCUCAGUAAGUGCCUCAUUAGCGGAUACCAAAAUUCAACAACAGGAUUCUGUUGCUGAUAUCAGUCCUCUGCUCAAUGGUGAUAAAAAAAUAAAGCCUAAAAGUACAGGUCUGGAGAACCGGAAGAGUUUUGCAGAAAUGGAACAUGCAGAAGUGAAGCCAGCAGGUACACAUACACAGCUGCAGAUCCCAGACUCAGACUCCAAUACUAUAUUCUGCAAUGGCCAUGAUUCAUUGUCCGCUGCAUGUGAGAGUGACCAGGACCGUUGUGCCCCUCUGGGACGCAGUGAGAGUCCAGUCCUCUCCAACAUGAGGGAAUCUUCUGUGGAGUGUGAUGGUAGUAGAGGAAAACCAUUCUGUCGAACGGCGUCGUGUCCAGAUACGUACCAACCGGAUCCAGUACGUGAAGUCUGCAAUAUUAAAGUGAAGAUAGCAGAUCUAGGAAAUGCUUGUUGGUCGUACCAUCAUUUUACAGAAGAUAUCCAGACGAGACAGUACCGUUGUUUGGAAGUUCUGUUGGGUGCAGGGUAUGGAACACCAGCUGACAUAUGGAGUACUGCGUGCAUGGCAUUUGAACUGGCUACUGGGGACUAUUUGUUCGAACCACACUCAGGAGAAGAUUAUACCCGUGAUGAGGACCACCUGGCGCACAUCAUUGAACUGCUAGGAAAUAUCCCCAGGCAUGUGAUGUUCUCUGGAAAGUAUUCGCGUGAGUUCUUCAAUAGGAAAGGAGAACUUAGACACAUCACCAAACUGAAGCCAUGGGGUUUGCUGGAAGUUCUGACCGAGAAGUACGACUGGAAUCGCAAGGAGGCCGAAGCAUUCGCAAAUUUUCUCACGCCCAUGCUAGAAUUUGAUCCCAACUUGCGUGCCACUGCGGCAGAGUGCUUGGCGCAUCCCUGGCUGAACUCGUGAGGACGAUGUGGCAGGUCAAAUCCCGAUUCCUCGCUGGUAUUAACUGUACUUGCUGGUUCAUUGUGGUCUCUGGCCCCAUUGUCAGAUGUUUUCUGGCCUGUCAGGUAAAGCCUGCAUUUCCAGAGGAAAAACACUGUAUAUCAUUAUUUCCCAUCACAAAUGGAGAUGAUGGUGCCCUUGCAGAUGAUUCUGAAGUCUCACAUUUUUCAUCACUGACAAGAAAUCAAAGAUCUGGAAUGUGGAUGAACGUUUUCCACGUUCUGAAGUUUGUGGGACAUCACAAAAAAUGACAGUUCUCCAUUCCUUGGUACAGAGUCGUGUUAUAUAAAUGUAAUAUUUUUGUAGACAAUGUAAUCAACCAGUAAAUGAAAAUAGAAAAAUGUUUACCCACAUGGAGUGAGGAUAUAACGAAGGUCGCGAUAUGAUACUCGGUGCUGAUUUGUGAUAUGUAGGUCAACGCUGCGUCUCGGUGAUGAGAUAGCUUUCAGGUUCCAAAUAGUUCGCUGAAUUAGUUAAACUGGCAUACAGUACAGACAGGGUGGUGCCAGUAGUUACAACGUUCCGUGUGCCACCUUUUCACGCCGGAAACAUAAAUGUACCAUUGACUGAGCAAAGCUGCAACGUCCGUAUUAUGCGACAAGAACCAGAAUACACUUGAAAUUUGCUGAAAUACUUACUGAAUUAUUUUCAUGUCUCUUUAUGUUGCAGUUUACAUAUUUAUCUAAUUAUAUUUUUUUUUACAAAUGCAUUAUAAAUCAACGCCAUUAUUAAUUGUUUGCGAUCAGAAUGGCUGGAACGUUCACUGGUUCUGUAUCUUAAGACAAACUGGACUGACGAUCAUAACGUGAAAGCAACUAAAAACUCUGCUUUGUAUGACGCUUUAUUUGUAAAUUUUCCAUAAUGGCGUUAAUUUAGUACCGCUUCCCUGAUCCGUAACUGUAAUACUUAUGAACGUGACAUUUUACGUAAUAAGGGAUGGAACUCGUAUGUACGUACGUGUUGAGAUUACUUUGGUCUUGGCUUAAAUUUUAAUAUGUUUAUUAAUGUCAUUUACAUGUCAUAUAGCUAGGGGGAAAAAAUACGGAAGGUUAAAUGAAUGGACAGCGUAGUUGUUGUUGUACAUUGUACUUUACUCUGUGAGCUUGAAAGGAGGACUGUGCUUUGAAAUACAUUUUUUUUUAAAAUAUGUUGCUUCUAAUGAACAAACUAUCACAUUCAGGCCUUCGUUAAAGACUCGGUUAGUUCACACGUGAUUUUGGUGGGCAAAAUAAUUGUGAAACAGAUUUUCAGAUUUCUCAUCACCUCAUCCGAUCAUUCCUCCUGUUAUUCAUGUAUUAUCUUGUGACAUGCUACGUAACCUUGUAAGUUGAUAAAACAUCAGCAAAUCAUCAUCAUCAUCAUCAUCAACCUAGUAAUGACUGGUGUGCCUGGAACAGCUGUUAAUAUCCUACUGAAAUAAUAAGAACACUUAUUUUAUUAUGAAAUUCAAAACUUUUCUUUCGAAUUUAAUUAAAAUGUAAAUGUGACAGUAUAUAAUCACAAAGAAACUUUUUAUCCACCCAAUUUCCCUCGUCUGAGGAACCACCAAAACAACAGAUGCUAAUGUUUGCAUCACAGUCACAAAACUGCGAUAAAAUUAUUCAAACUAUCGUCCUCCUUUAGGGUAAUAUAAUUUUAUUUUCAAUUACUACUAUUUUUUUGUCAUUUUCAUAAGAGUUUAUUAACUGUAAUUUAUGAUAUAUGUGAUGUGUGGAAACACAGUUUUGGCCGACGCUGUAUGCCACGUUGGCAGUUAUUAAAUGUUUCCGUUUAAAGGCAGGGUCACAUUUAAGGGGGAAUUAUGAGGGUGGUCACCCUGGGACCUCAAUAAAAUGCAAGUUUUUUUUUCUUUCCCCUACAGCAUGAAGCAUUGAUCAUAGGAUAAUGAUUUAUACUUAAUUAUUGUUCAUUUUGGUUGCCCCAGGGCCCCAACAAUUCUUAAUCGAGCCCUGGUUAAAGGUGUGACGUGGGUCAUGGAGGAGAUCUCCUCACAUUCCUAGCCUUGGCACAUUCCACCUGCAUUUUAUCCUAGGGAACUUCGGUAACUGCGGAAAUAGGCUGCGUUAAGUCCUAGACAUGAUCAGGCAUACAGCAGCGGCCAGAAAUGAUGCUUUCACGUGAACCUGUUUAGUUAUCGCAGCAAAAGUAAGACUUCAGGGUGAAAUAUAUUUGUAAUAAUAUUAUUUUGCAUUACAAGAAGUAAGAGUUGAUGACAAAAACUUAACAUUGUCUCCUAAAUUUUGGAAUUUUGUAUUUUUCUGCCGUGUUGCAUUUACCGCACGAGCGGCGCACGGCACGCCAGCUGCCAGAGACGAUAAAUGGAAGAUGAUAACCUUGGUAUUUUAAAUUUGGUAAGAUGUGAAGGUAAAAGCACAUUUUUUUUAUAUAUUGCUUCUAGAAUCAUUUCAUUUCACGUAAAUUUUACACCACAAUACAGUAUGCGUUUUACCCGGAAUUGGUGUAAUUUUUUUUGCUUGCUACCUGUGCCUUAUGAGCAGCAUCAGUUUCUGACUCUGAUUCAUUUUGAAAAUUUAUGCUGCGAGUCCAAGCUCCUAAGAGAGCUUCGUGUAAUGCUUAAUGCAGAAUUUACAAGAUUACAUCUCUCAGCUGUAGCUUUUACAUAGAUGUAAGAGAUGAAGACUAAGUUGUUAUGAAACAUUAUUAGUGCAGAAGUAUUAAUCAUCAUAAGUUACACUCUU